AUGAAUUUAAGAGCACUUGAUGUAUAUAUACAGAAAAGGCACAACUGCAGAACAGUCAAAGCUAAAAUAAGAGCUCUAGAGGGAGUUUCCCAGGGAAGGUUUUCUGUAGGUCAUUUUGUAUUAGAAUACAACUUGUUUGCAUUGUUUGGAUUUACGUGGGCCUUCCAGUUUGCAGUAACUGCUACCAAGAUUAUGAUAUGUGUUCUGAGAUGCUCUUCACUAGUUACCAAAUUAAAUUGCAUUUAUUUUGGUCAUAGGGUGUCAAAGAAGUCAAACAAGGACCACCGUUUGUGGAUUAGGAAAGAUUCGGCUGGGUCAGGGAAGAAGGCUCUUUGUCUUGUUAAUACUGUUUCAAAACUACCGAAUGAAAGAGAAACUGUUUAUGGUGCAUUGGAUAGGUGGACUGCUUUUGAGUCUGAAUUUCCAAUUAUAGCAGCGGCUAAAGCUUUGGAGAUGUUGAAAAAGCAAAGAAAAUGGCUACAGAUUAUCCAGGUAACCAAGUGGCUGAUGAGUAAAGGUCAGGUGCUGACAUGGACAACGUACGAUACACUGCUGUUGGCUCUUUCUAUGGAUGGAAGAGUAGAUGAGGCUGAGUCAAUUUGGAAUACUAUCUUACAAACUUAUACACGCUCAGUGCCCAAGAAGUUGUUCUCUCGGAUGAUCCAGAUUUACAACACGCGCCAUCUUCCAGACAAAGUUUUGGAGAUAUAUGCUGACAUGGAGGAAUUGGGCGUGCGUCCAGACGAGGAUACAACAAGAAGAAUCGGACGAGCAUUUGCAACUUCAGGCCAGGAAGAUAAGCAGAAGCCUGUCCUUGAAAAACACUUGAAGAAGUGGAAGUACAUCCAUUUCAAUGGUGAGCGUGUUCGUGUGCGGAGGGCAGGACCUUUGGCCUAG
Triticum turgidum subsp. durum (durum wheat) is the source of this 897-nucleotide messenger RNA. The record is from the annotation of a GenBank genome assembly. NCBI's taxonomy places the organism in Eukaryota, Viridiplantae, Streptophyta, Magnoliopsida, Poales, Poaceae.